Beta vulgaris subsp. vulgaris (sugar beet) is the source of this 693-nucleotide messenger RNA. RefSeq names its product protein RALF-like 34. The transcript has a single exon. The record is from RefSeq and is a predicted model, not a curated record. Lineage: Eukaryota; Viridiplantae; Streptophyta; Magnoliopsida; Caryophyllales; Amaranthaceae. The coding region runs from base 131 to 529 and encodes 132 amino acids.
UUAAUUAUUCCCAGCUGUCUCUCCCCCACUCUCCACGUGACUCUCUCCUCCUUUAGAUUUCCUUCCACUCCCAUAUCUAACCACUCAACCACCACUCUCUCUUCUCCAGAUAAAAAAAAAAUCAACAACAAUGUCGUCAUCUUCAACCUUCCUCCUUACUUUCUCUCUCCUCCUUACAAUCUCCUACUUGAGUCUCCACUUCUCUACAACAAAUGCCCAGAUCCACGACUUGGGGUUUAACUGGGCCUCACCCUCUGCAAUGUCAAUAGUUUACCCAGUUGGAAAUGAUCUUGAUGAUGAUUAUUUUGAAGAUGAAAUAGAAUCAGACGGUAGCAGUAGCAGAAGAUCUCUUUACUGGAAGAAACCACAUCAGGUGUACUACAUCUCGUAUGGUGCACUCUCAGCAAAUCGUGUCCCUUGCCCACCUCGUUCUGGUAGGUCCUACUACACUCACAACUGCUUCAAAACUCGUACACCUGCUAACCCUUAUCAUCGUGGUUGCUCCUGCAUUUCUCGCUGUCGCCGUUGAUUCAUGGAGUAUUAAGUUUUUAUGUUUGUUUUUAGUGGGUUUUUAUUGAUUUUUAAUAGGGUUUAAGGUUGGGGUUUUAAUUAUGUUGUUUAUCUCAUCAGAAGAAACUCUAUAUUAUGUUAUUAUAACUUAUAAGUAAUUUUUAUGAUUUUUAUUUUUUACAA